UUAAACCCCAUACGCGAGAAAGUUUCUUGGUUUCGGGUCAUUAUUAGGGUGGUGUUGGUAUUUUUUUUGUUUUUUUUUGCCGAACAUGUCUAGCAGAAGGUCGAGGCAGUCGAGUGCAGGUGUUUCGAGGAUUUCCGAUGAUCAGAUCAUUGAACUGGUCUCAAAGUUACGCCAGCUCCUACCGGAGAUUCGCGAUAGGCGUUCCGAUAAGGUAUCGGCGUCCAAGGUUUUACAAGAGACUUGCAAUUACAUCAGAAGCUUGCAUAGGGAGGUGGACGACCUAAGUGAGCGGCUCUCGCAGUUGUUGGCCACCAUUGACGCAGACAGUGCCGAGGCUGCAAUAAUCAGGAGUUUAAUUAUGUAACAUAUAAACCAAUCUUAUUAU
Molecule: messenger RNA, 385 nt
Organism: Hibiscus syriacus
Lineage: Eukaryota; Viridiplantae; Streptophyta; Magnoliopsida; Malvales; Malvaceae
Product: transcription factor PRE5-like
Exons: 2
Coding region: 86-364 (92 amino acids)
Biological process (GO): regulation of growth; regulation of DNA-templated transcription
Molecular function (GO): protein dimerization activity
Source: RefSeq, a predicted model, not a curated record